Lobosporangium transversale is the source of this 1530-nucleotide messenger RNA. Its product is annotated as P-loop containing nucleoside triphosphate hydrolase protein. Gene Ontology annotation, cellular component: endomembrane system. Gene Ontology annotation, biological process: intracellular protein transport. The transcript has 2 exons. NCBI's taxonomy places the organism in Eukaryota, Fungi, Mortierellomycota, Mortierellomycetes, Mortierellales, Mortierellaceae. The coding region runs from base 227 to 1507 and encodes 426 amino acids. Gene Ontology annotation, molecular function: GTPase activity. The record is from RefSeq and is a predicted model, not a curated record.
UGCAAUAACAGACACAUGAAACAGAAUAGAAUAAUGGAGGGAAUGCCGAUCGUGACGAACUAAGCCCAUCUCUUCACCUUGAGUCGAGUCUAUGACUGUUUGUCCCUCUCAUCUUGUCCUACGAUCUCUCGCUUCACGACCAACCCCCUCUCCCCCCUUUUUUUACGAGGAUAACGUCUUCAUCACUUGCUUCGUCCAUCUACCAUCAUCCGCUUAGUCAUUCAAGAUGCAGCAAGACUAUGGCCAAGAAGCAGCUGUGAAGAUCUUGGUCCUUGGAGAUUCUGGUGUAGGAAAGUCCAGCUUGGUCCAUAUGCUAUGUCACAAUGAGCCUUUACGGCCCGCAAUACCCACAGUAGGUUGCAAUAUUGAUGUCCGCCUUCAUACUACCAGUACAUCCACCACUGCAAUGGCAGCAGCAGCUCGCUCCGGCUCCGGUAUCUCAUCCCUACUUUCCAGAAAUACCGUCACCAGCAACAACGUCAAUAACGACAACAAUCAAAGUUCCGAUUCCCCCUCUCAUGCAAGAAAUGAAACAUUUAUCGAGUUUUAUGAUGUCACUGGAUCACCAGCAGUGCGCCACCCAAAGUCUAGGAGUAUGUUUUACAAUGCAGUUGUUUAUCAAGGCCUGAUCCUUGUUCAUGAUUUAUGUAACAGGAGGAGUUAUGAUAACCUUUGGAAAUGGAUUGGCGAUUUCUUGGAAGCCUCCCAGUCCGCACAAUCGAUGCUGUCUGGAGGUUUUCAUGGAGGACUCUAUGGUCAGCUGGAUAUCCCUUUACUUGUGGUUGGUACCAAAACGGAUAUGGCUUUGAGUCAACGCCAGCAACACCAACAUCCACAUGGCUCAGAUCUGAUCGAGAAAUAUGGCGGAGAAGUGAUCUCAGUGUGCACCAUCUCUCCUACUGAGUUCAUGCCUAACUCGUCAACAACCAUUGCGUUCGAUAUGUUUUUUGCGCGUGUUCUUGAACCUAGCGGUUCUGCAUCUUCUAGAUCAAGAUCCAGAAACACUUCAAGCCAUGGAUCAACAGUGGUCUAUCCUUCCGGUGCAUCACCAAUUUUCUCCCGUCCGUCAAUAACACCAUCAGCAACACCGAUACCGAAAUCACCAUCACCGUCACUAGGAUAUGGUCGACAACCCUCGCGUCAGGACCGUACACUCUCAACUGACUCUAACAACAGCUCUUCAGCUAUACCAAUCAUGGAUUUCGCAACAUUUACUGGUACAACAGCAACAUCGACAACAGAGAUAGCAGGAGAAAGAGAAUCAACUAUAAAUCAUAGAGCAAUUGGUGUAGAAGGAGAACGCGCGAGAACUCCGGAGUUUCUGAGGAGCGAUCAUCUUGCAUCGACGUCUACAAGUUCGCCAGGGUCAUCAACAACACCAACUGGAAGUAGAAAUGCCUUACGAGCACAAUACGAAAGAAAUCGCAAUGUACUUAGUCAAUACAGUAAUAUAGGUGUGCCUGUGUAUACCGGGAGUAGAAGCCAUACGCCUAUGAACACUCGUUGAUCGAAUAAACAGUAAAAUUCCAG